AUGGGUGAUGUUGAAAAAUGCAAGAUCUUGAUUCAGAUGUGUUCUCAGUGCCGCACAGUUGGAAAAGAUGGAAUAAAGACAGAACCAAAUCUUUGGGGUUUAUUUGGCCGCAGAAUGGGACAAGCUGCAGGACUUUCUUACUCAGAUGCAAACUAGAACAAAGGAGCUGUCUAGAGUGUGAAUACACUGACGGAGUAUUUGGAAAACCCUAAGAAAUACAUUCCUGGUACAAAGAUGAUUUUUGCUGGAAUUAAAAAGCAGAAUGAAAGAGCUGACAUUGCAUACUUGAAAAAGCAACUUCAUGAAACACUGCUGCAGCAGCUGUAA
This is a messenger RNA of Balearica regulorum gibbericeps (East African grey crowned-crane), 327 nucleotides long. Lineage: Eukaryota; Metazoa; Chordata; Aves; Gruiformes; Gruidae. The record is from RefSeq and is a predicted model, not a curated record.